CCUUAGAACGUGGAAUCCUUACUGCGUUCUGCCAGAGGGGCUCCCACCUGUCGUCUUGUCCCCGUGAGAACAAAGCGGAGGUUCUCUGUCCCCAACUGGGACAGAGAACAGUCCCUUGAAGAGAAGAAACUCAGACCUUCAAGGAUGGUAGCUCCCGAGGAGCAUGUGGAACGGACCUUCUAUUUGGCCUGCACAGCUGAUGUUAUUGACCCAUACGUCCCUCCUGAAGGCGAUGCCCGCUUGACAUCUCUAUCUAAAGAGGGGCUGAAGCAAAGGGCGGAAAGAUUCAAGCAGAGCGCUGUCUCCCAGUUAGCUCUGCGGAAAGUAAAAGAUCACGAUCCAGAUUUCAGCACUAAAACCUUCCCAGAGAAGGCACAAGAGAUAUUCACUGAAGCUCACAAUUGCCUGGCCAAUUUUAACAAGCAGAAACUUCACUCCUUGGUGACAGAGCGCUGCUACUCGGAAAUGGUCCGUGGGAACAGGUAUAAGACCAUCCGGUGGAGUUUUGUGGAGUCACUGGAGCCUCCAAGAGUGGUCCAUGUUCGAUGUGACAGCAUGGUGAAUCGAGGCAACCUGUAUGGCCAGGUGACAGUGCGAAUGCACACUCGACAGACUUUGGCGAUCUAUGACCGGUUUGGGCGGUUGAUGUAUGGUGGGGAGCAGGUGCCCAAGGACGUUUUGGAGUAUGUUGUAUUUGAGAGGCACUUGGUCAACCUAUAUGGCACGUGGAGGAUGCACGCCAAGAUCGUUCCAGAAUGGGCUCCGCCCAAGGACCCCAUUGUCAAGACGGUGAUGAUUCCUGGCCCAACCUUGAAUCCCUCACAAGAGUUUGAAGAAAUCAAAUAGGAAAUUCCAGAGCCUGUACAGACACAAUGGUGCAAACAACCCUAGAGGGAAGAAGUGGAGUAUAUUUGUGGGGGUAGCAUGUUGGACAUAUCUGUGCUUUUCUAGUGGGCAAAUCAACAAGCAAAGCGUCUUCAGGGAUGGACUCUAGCCACUAAGAAGUUGCCUUUACAGGAGUGAGAGGGGCUUGGAAGGGGGAUUCAAAUGAACUCCAAGAAAAGCUUUACUCUGUUCAAGUAGAUUCAGUGUGCUGCAUCUUAAACCUCUCUGUGUUUCUGUGAAAACCAGAAGUCUGUUCUCUUCAGGACUGCUAGGCAAACCUCUGUGCUGAAUUUGCAUCGUGAGAACCGUUGGCAGCAGAAGUGGAUCUAAAGAAGGGAUAUUUGGUGCUUUUGUGGGAAGUGCCGUAGACCUAAUGGGCUUUCACUAAAAUUGGCAACGGGGUUUUGGCGCUUGCUUUUCCCAUCCUUUUCCUCUAUCUGUACGCUAAUUCCUGGGCUUCUUUUUUUGACAGAAAACAGGGAAGAGCAGCAAGCACAUUUUGAAUCAAAUUCUCCUGAGUGCGUGCUGCAAUUAGACUGUUGCUGAGUGGGUGCUUGCUAAUGGCCAGCUUCCCGAAAGGGCUGUAGCACAGCACCGAUAAUUUAAUAAAAUUGUCGACUCCUAAGGUCUGUGAUUUUGUCGACUAACGUCUACUUGAAAGGCAGCAUUUCUCAUAGGUGAUGGGUUUUGGUGCAUUUGUUGCAGGUGCUCAUGAAUUCACUAAUGGGAUGUUGCUAGCGAGUGGGUGGCACCAUCCUGUGGACAUGAUGACAUUCACAUGAGGUUCCCUGGUUUCGCAGGCUGUAUGAGUCCAGAAAGCGCUUACCCAGAGGUUACCUUUUUUCCAUGGCUGGGGAUAAGCCAGUGCACUCUGCUAUUCUGUUCUUGCUCUCAUUUGCUCAGAUAAGCUCAGUUUACUUCUAUUUACAGAGCAAAUAUUCACUAGUUACCAAAUAACAGAGGAUUUCCUUUUUCAGUCUGGUCUUUCUUUUCAACUUAACUCUCACUAGCUCUGGAAAACAGUCAAGGGCAUUUUUUUCCUUUUCCUUGAAAGAGAUUUUUCCAGAUCAUGCAGUAAGACUUAUGGCUUCUUAUACUUGCAGAGUUGUUCAGUGUUUCUUGUGAAUGAUGUUCUUUUGAAAGGGCAAAAUAUCAUCUUUAUGCUCUGUUAAAAGAUGAGCCAGCAGUGGAAUCCCUUUCAUCUUUUUGGAAACCAGAGGGGUGUCAUAAUCUGUCUGCCUUUCCUGAAAGAACCUUCUAUAUUGAGCCUUCUGCCUACGCUUCAUUCACGUGCUGGAGCACUGAAUCUCUUUUCACUUCCAGCACAUGUGAACUGGGCUAGGAACUAAGAUUAACUACUGUUAGGUGCCUAGUUUGAAUCUGAUGCAACUAAGGCAUGCAUACAAGCAGGUAUGGAUGUGACUCUGGAGCCAAGAUCUAUAAAAUAUGAACAAGGUUCUUCAGCUCUGGCUCUUAAUGAAAAGGGCAUGUUUUCUGAUGGAGUGGCUGGGGUUUCUGGGAGAAUGGCCUUUCCUUCAAGUCUAGCAGCGCAUAGCUCCCCAUCUCCUUUGCCAAUAUUCAGAUUUCUGCAACUAAGCCACUUUUAUUCCUGGCAUUCCUUUACAGCCUUACAGCUUUGCGUUGUUCUGUUGUAACGCUUCCUUGGACAUAUUUGAUAUCUUAUCCACGCCCCAUAAAUCAGCCAGUAAGUGUGCACACUGUAGAUAAUACUCUUUAUUCUUUGUAUGUACGCUUUCUUACACAAGUGGAUGAUCUCGUCGUUUGACGUUCAACGCUGAAGAAAAUCACAGACGGCACGCUACACCAACACCACUUUCUAAGGACAGUGGAAGUAAACGACAAAGGGACAAGAGGACAAGCUCCGAGUCCCAGUCUCGUGCGGAGAUCAAGGAUAGAAGUGAAACAUUUGCUUCUGCUGUCUCUCUUUUUUUUUUUUGUUUAUGCCCAUGAAGCCUACUGCUCACCUGAUUGUUUUUAUAUGGUGAGGAAAACGUUCUGUAGCUCUCUUUGUCCUGAAGUCAAGGUGCUCUCUGCUUGUAGCGCUCCAUCUCCACCCAUGCAACACUGGUGAGCAGGAAAUAUGUUCGCCCCCUUUAGAAGAGCUGAGACAGGAGGAAGAGCACCCUGUGGGCAGAUGGGCUGAAGUAACUGCAUACCCAGAGCCUUGUCUGCUGCUCUGGGGAGCGUGGUGCUUCCCUGGUCUCAGCAUCUGCACUAUCUUAUGGGAAUCUGUUUGCAGAUGGUGAACAACGCAUGGACACACACACACACGCACACACACCAAGACGUAACCAGUAAUGACAAGGUGCUUUGAAAAGUUAGUGGCAUUGUUAGUUAAGACAUGCACCUUUACAGCUGAGUUACUGUAAGAAUUAGAAGUGUAGCAGUGCUAUGAAGUUAGUCAGAGAUGAGGUUAGUACUGGGAAUACCGAUCUCGGUCUUCAUGAAUGCGGAGGUUUCUAAAAGCAGAGCAGUGGAACGACCCACAUGUUAGUUUAUUCCCUCAGGAUGAACGAUAGGCAGAGACUGCUGGGAACAGAGAUGGUGGUGGGAACAGAAACUGCUGGGAGCUUCGCAGCGUUCAAGUGCUGAGCUAGCAUUGUUGGACCAAAGCAGAGCGAAAAGGUUUGAUCUGCACGCCUGAAAGUCCUGUGGCUGGCUCAGCAACUUCAGAGGGCACUUAAGAUUGAAUGCCUUUGAAGUGGGGAAGCAAAAACCUGUCGUGGGGCUGAUUGGGAAGAAGGGCUCUUUAUCCCAAGCUUCAGAACCUGACUGGUUCUGGUUGUGAUUACAGGAAUCUCCCUGCUUUAAAAUGCAGAUGCCAGCAGUGCUGGGGGAGAUCAGUUGAGCUGCAGGAAUGUGGAAAGCUGGUUUCCGCCCUUCCCAAUUGCAUUGUUGCUGCCCUGGUUUGACUCUCCCCUAGUUUCACUUGGCUUGUGAUGGAGAAUGUGAUGCCUGAGCCUCCGAGCCUCCGGCUUGCUGAGGCUGCCAGCUCCCAUCAGCUCUAAAUCGCCAGCCAAAACCGAUGGUCAUGCUGUUUCCAUAUUACCUAAUUGGUUGCCAGCAUGAUUUUUCACUGUGCGUCCUCUUCCCUCAGCUGCUAAAAUCAGUGGCUUUCUGGGGGAAAGAACUGAAAUGUUAUGGCAUGUUUUGGUCCCAUAAGGAGCCACUACCACAAGGCAGGCAAAACAGUAAUAAAUGGGAGCCAGACCUAGGUCCCUCCACGUUCAGGGUGGAGGAUGUAGGCACGGCCUUUAGCCAGGAGUGGGAGAUGAGGUCGGCAGCUUGGGAAACACGAGGAAUUUCUAUGCAACCAGAGCAGGGAACGCUAAGAAUGACUUUAGGUGGUGGCGUUUGGGCGUAAGGCUUCUGAACCUCAGUUAGCUGUGGCUGACUGUCCUGCUCGGGGCCCCGGCUGAAUUCGGAAUUGCACCUCCAGGAUAUCGGCUAGUAUAGCACAGCUAGAGACGUAACUGCUUGGGACUGCAUGUUUAAGGGUGGCGGGCAAGCCAUGCUUCCUUGUGCCAGAGGCACCAACCUCCCCAGCCGAUCAGCUGCUUGUGGGUGAGUGUGUUUAGCCAGCCGGUGACAGCUUUGCUCCUGAUGCGUUGG
Molecule: messenger RNA, 4518 nt
Organism: Struthio camelus australis
Lineage: Eukaryota; Metazoa; Chordata; Aves; Struthioniformes; Struthionidae
Source: RefSeq, a predicted model, not a curated record